Messenger RNA from Canis lupus familiaris (dog), 4768 nucleotides. RefSeq names its product hyaluronidase 1 (gene HYAL1). Gene Ontology annotation, biological process: hyaluronan catabolic process; carbohydrate metabolic process. The transcript is spliced from 4 exons. The record is from RefSeq and is a predicted model, not a curated record. The coding region runs from base 3332 to 4693 and encodes 453 amino acids. Lineage: Eukaryota; Metazoa; Chordata; Mammalia; Carnivora; Canidae. Gene Ontology annotation, molecular function: hyalurononglucosaminidase activity.
UUCUGCAGCUGCUCUGCUGGGGCAGGGGCCACUGGGAACAGAAGGAUUCACAUUGCACCCCAACACCAAGGACCUUGCUUUCUCCAUAUUGAUAAGAAAGCAGUUGGGCCCGACAUUCUGUGAGGGACCAGACUCAUUGUGCUCGCCCACUUGCCCCUGGGUCCCUAGCUGGGCCAGUGCCACUCACCUCACGUUGCCCAUCCAGGGAGAAAGGGGAAGUAGAUAUUUGAUAUUCCCUGGCUGGGCAAGUAGCCAGACCACCCCUCCCUACUGUUCCCACAGGCAGGGGCGUCUCCUCCACUCCCAGCUCCCAAGGGCAGUGAACUCCAGCCACACAUGCCUCUUCCCAGCUGGGUCACAGUCCUCCACUGGGGUUUGGGACCUCGUUCCUGUCCCGCUGCAAAGAUGCACAGUGGCGCGAGAGGGAGGCAUCUUGAGUCUGGGAGCAGAGACGUCCUCAGAGGUCAGCCCUGUCCUGGCCAUGGGAGAAUGUGGCUUAUCCCUAGCUGUCCCAGGGGAGAGGGGUAGCUGCUGGAGUAAUCAGAUUAGCUCUGGCCUACUUCACUCCCCUGCUUUUGAAGUUACUUGGUCUCUGGGAGCAGAGGGUCUCUGCUUCUCUUCUCAGUCAUCAGACCCACACUUGGGGUCCCCUUGUGUUAGUGAUGACGCCAGCCCUGCCCUCAGCAUACACUGAAGGUGAGGAGACACACUCCAGAAUCAGCCAAGUGGUGAAGGGGGCAUUCCAGCCGCAAGGACUCAAAGGAGGUAUCCUCAAGGAAGUGCUUUCUACACUGAGUUUUGAAAGUGGAAGCGGAAGCUUGAUAGUAAAGAUAAAGUGAGGGCAAAGACUGGAGGAAGUCAGAACACAGCUGGGACUUGGCAAUCUGAGGCUGCGGGGUGGCCAAGGGGUUAUGGCAAUCUGAGGCUGCGGGGUGGCCAAGGGGUUACUGCAGGUGGGGCGGGGUGUACGCCUGACCUUGCCUGAUGGCGGUGACCAUCUCACCUGUGCAGUAAACACACAGUAAACACACAUGCCGGUGCUAGGCUGCAUCUGUGAGCCACACCAGGAAAGAGUGCUGUCGUCAAGGGGGUGCACACUAGAUGCAAAGGCCAAUUCAGAUGUGCUCGGGGGAGCAGAGUCUGGAGAAGCGAGCCACACCAAACUGAUGUCAGCUCAGGUUGUAAAGUGAUCCUCGUCCCUCUGGCUGGUGAUGGCAGAGAAUGGAGGGAAGGGGCUGGUGGUAGCAUCCGGGAAGGCAGUGUCAGUUCACCUGGUGGAGGAGGGGUGCCCAGCUGCUCAUGGCCAUGGUGGGGAGAAGCCUGCUGAGCAGAAGAUGAAAAUAUUGGUCAAGGAAAAAUAGGUGAAGGAAGAAGCUGUGACUUACUGCCCUCGCACCUCUGACUUCCCCUACCCAGCUGUGACCCUCAAACACACCUGUGAACUACCCUACCCACAUCUGUAAUACCCAACCUCUGUGACUUCCCAUCUAGCUAGGAAUUCUUCAUACCUAUGCAAAGCUGAGAUUUCCCCCACACAUAUGAUCUUACACAACGGUUUCCUCCCCCCAACAUCUGUGACCUGUACCCAUCUAGCUGUGGCCCCCUCCGUGCAAACCUGUGAUAACAUCACUUUCCAGGAGGACCUGGAAGACAGUCUCAUGGAAGGUGCAGGGACCGCCACAGCUGUGGAUGGGUGGGUGAGAGUAAUGGGGAGCGAGGUGGCUCAGACCCGGGGUAGGCACGCAACCAGAGAGAGCAGGCAGGGCUGGACCACGAAGGUGGACUGACCCCAGACACACACAGCACUUGGACCAUUCCGGCCAGACCAGCUCAGCAGGGGCAGGGCCCUCAGGUUGGGGAGGACUUCAGGUGCCCCAGCAUCUUCCUGCUGUUCCACCAUUAGAGAUUCUCUGCUAAACUGAAUCCAGAUAGAGAACGCCAGCCCAGUGGUUGGCUGGAUUGUGCCAAUCAUGGCACUAGGUUUCUGGGGGCACCAGAAGGUAGUAUGAACCCUCAGAGAGGGAGUCAGGGCUGUCUUGAUGUUCUGUCCACUCAGCCCUUGGGAGUUGUGCCAGGCUCUCUGAGCCUAAUGGUCAUCACUCUGGGACUCUACUUUGUGAACAGGAUCAGUAGCCACCACCUCUGUGGUGAUCCUGUGCUUGGGUCCUCCUGCUUCAAUGCAGUCAGCUUCUCCAUCCUAGCCUGGAGGACCAAGUCCAGAUGACCGCAAGCUAUGUGACUGACUCAUUGACCACUGUUGUCAGGGGGCAGCACUGGCUCAGGCUCAGACUGGGCCAUAGAGUCAGGUAGCACUUUCACCUGGACCAGGGACAUGACGUUUCCUUCCACCCUGGCAGGUAAACCUGGGUGUGGGCACCUAGCAGGUCUCAAGAACCAGCUUCUGAAUCAGCAAAGAAAUGAAAUCAUAAUGGAAUGAACAAGCAUGUGGUCACUGACACACCCAUGGUCACACAAACAUGGGGUCUCAUAGUCACAAGACCGGAGUCUCACUGCCAGUCUCACUGGAUCCCAUGUUUGCACAGACAUGCUCUACUGGAGCUUGCACAAAAGCCUAGAGCAAAGCUGAGCAGGGCUUCACAAGGAUGCGCUCAGUGACCAGCCCAACUUCACAGACACAGUGCCUUUCACACUUGUCCCAAAAGCACAGGUGACUUACCCCCUGGGCAUAGUCAGUGUUGGGCCUGGGGCCUAAAAAAGGUCUUCACUUUUUUAAUCAGAGGAAGAUACAGAUUAAUAAUGAAUAUAUGAUAAUGACCUCAGUCUGGAUUGCAUUUGUCUUUGUACCAGCAUAGCUAUAAAAUGUACUCUUUAAUGUUUUGAGGAAGGGGCCCAGAAAGUCGAAAGUACCCGAGCCCCACAAAUGUCCUAAGGCACCCCUGCACAAGAGUAUGCUCCCUCCAUCUCCAGUACCAAGGAUCCCAGAUGCCAGUAUCACAAACAGGCCUGUCCAGCAGGGUCUGCCACCCAGGCAGGCCCCCUGCAUUGCUGCCAUCCCCACCCGAACCCCAACCCAAAUAAAGCCACAAAGCCCAGUGGAGGUGUUGACCGUGUGGGCAGGGCCGCUUCCGGCCCAGCCCCACCUCCUAACAAGGCACUUUGUUAGGGAUGCGAGGUGGCUCUGCUGCCUGGCCCAGCCCUCCGGCCCCAGGCCUGCCCCUCAGCCCGCCCCCAGACUGGGUGGGGUGACCCCCUGACAAAAGCUCAGAGUUUCCAGCAGCAGCUUCCUCCCAGAGUCUGGUGCCGCUGGGGCCAGAGUUGAGGAACAGAAUCUUGCUGAGCCCUGCCUAGGCCCUCACUCGGGGGUCAGGAAAUGUGGAGGAUGAGGCCCUUCAGCCCUGAGGUUUCCCUAGACUCAUCCUCUGCCAUGGCAGUCCAUCUGCUUCCCACCUAUGCCCUCUUCCUGACCUUGCUCGGCACCGCCCAAGGCUCCAGGAGCUCCGUGGUACCCAACCAGCCCUUCACCACCAUCUGGAACGCAAACACCCAGUGGUGCCUGGAGAAAUACGGCGUGGAUGUGGAUGUCAGUGUCUUCGAUGUGGUGGCCAACCCAGGGCAGACCUUCCGUGGCCCCGACAUGACCAUUUUCUACAGCUACCAGCUGGGCACCUACCCAUAUUACACAUCUGCUGGGGAGCCUGUGUUUGGUGGCCUGCCCCAGAAUGCCAGCCUGGAUACCCACCUGGUCCACUCAUUCCAGGACAUUCAGGCUGCCAUACCUGAGUCUGACUUCUCAGGACUGGCGGUCAUCGACUGGGAGGCAUGGCGCCCACGCUGGGCCUUCAACUGGGACAGCAAGGACAUUUACCGGCAGCGCUCACGGGCACUGGUACGGGGGCAGCAUCCAGACUGGCCAGCUACUCGGGUGGAGGCAGCAGCUCGGGACCAGUUCCAGAAAGCUGCACAGGCCUGGAUGGCAGGCACCCUCAAGCUGGGCCAAGCACUGAGGCCUCGUGGCCUCUGGGGCUUCUAUGGCUUCCCUGACUGCUAUAACUAUGAUUUUCUAAGCCCCAACUAUACAGGCGAGUGCCCACCAGGUAUUGGUGCCCAGAAUGACCAACUGGGAUGGCUAUGGCGCCAGAGCCGUGCCCUCUACCCCAGCAUCUACUUGCCCACAGAGCUGGAGGGCACAGGGAAGGGACAGAUGUAUGUGCGGCACCGUGUAGGCGAGGCAUUCCGUGUGGCUGAGGAUGUUGGGGACCCCUAUCUGCCAGUGCUGCCCUAUGCUCAGAUCUUCUAUGACAACACGAACCGCGUUCUGCCCCUGGACGAACUGGAGCACAGCCUAGGGGAAAGUGCAGCCCAGGGGGCAGCAGGAGUGGUGCUCUGGGUAAGCUGGGAGAACACAAGAACCAAGGAAUCAUGCCAGGCCAUCAAGGAGUAUGUGGACACCACCCUGGGGCCCUUCAUCCUCAACGUGACCAGUGGGGUUCUUCUGUGCAGUCAAGCCCUAUGCUCAGGCCAUGGUCGCUGUGUCAGGCGCCCUAGCUACCCUGAGGCCCUCCUCUUCCUCAACCCCACCAGUUUCUCCAUCCAGCUCCCUCCUGGUGGCAGGCCCUUGACCCUACAAGGUGCCCUCUCCCGUGAGGAUCGGAUGAGGAUGGCUGUGGAGUUUCAAUGUCGCUGCUAUCGUGGCUGGAAGGGAGUGCGGUGUGAGCAGCAGGGCAUGCGGUAAUUGGCCACACACCAGGAUAUACACAUUGAGUACCUUGUUUACCUUAAAAAUAAAAUCGUUAUUUUGCCAGCAAAA